Aspergillus puulaauensis is the source of this 570-nucleotide messenger RNA. RefSeq lists its product as uncharacterized. The transcript is spliced from 4 exons. The record is from RefSeq and is a predicted model, not a curated record. Lineage: Eukaryota; Fungi; Ascomycota; Eurotiomycetes; Eurotiales; Aspergillaceae. The coding region runs from base 1 to 570 and encodes 189 amino acids.
AUGGCAUCCGCGAGACUUCGCAAAGCAUUUCGCUAUCCGGAUGACUCAGGUGAUGACAUUGCUCGAGAGGAACUAGACGACGAAGAACAAGAACGUGUAAUCAAGAACCUGAAAAUGCAAAAUGAGGAACGAGAUUCGCAGUACAGUCUCAUUUUCGCUGCAAUUCCCCUCUUGUCGAUAAUAGUAUUUGUCCCAUCGCUGCUAUCCUCGCAUGCGCGAGGGCUUUUCACACGGAUUUUGUCCCUUGUCAGCAUAAUAUCACUAUUAGCUACCGCCUAUACAAUAAGAUAUGUCCCGCCGCAACGUCCCGACCCAAAGGGCAAGAGGCCUGUACGACACCCGGACCUCUCAGCGCAUGUACGGAGGUAUAUAAUUCCAGGAAAUUCCGGAAUAAGUGCUUUCUUGAUGUUGGUAUACGUCUUUUCCUCGGAGGCGUCUAUUGGGGUCCAGCCUGUUGUGUACCUCGUUCCUGUCGCUUUACUAACCACUAUUUUGAUUGUUCGCCACGUUAUGGUGUCUGUUGAUCUCAAACCGCUGGAAGAUCUUCGAUAUGAGUACAAAGGAGCCUAG